AGAAUAUUAAGGGAGAAAGCAUGAAAUCUGAGACUUGUAUUGUCCUCUCAACAUCUAAUAAUAUUCAUCAACAAAAUGUGAUCUAAUCUAGGGUUUUGUUUCUUCAGAAACCCUAAUUCAUUCACCAAAUCAAUUAGGGUUUUACAUUAAUCCACACAAUUCACCCCAAAUUCUACACAUUCACCGGUUCAUGCAAACCAAUACCUUCUGUUUUCAUCAUUUUCUCAACGUUUUGCAACAAUUAGGGUUUGAUUUUGGGGAUGAAUGGUAGCGAUGGCUCGAGAUGUGUUAGCGGUGGCGCCGGAGACGGCGGCGGCGGCGGUGGACGACGGCGUUGGGAUGCUGGUGAAGAAGAAAGGAACGGCGAGUGCGAGGAGUUGGAUUCUGAUCGACGCUAACGUGAACGAGACGGUUAUGGAUAUUGAUAAGUAUGCUAUCAUGCACCGUGUUCAGAUUCAUGCUCGUGAUUUGAGGAUUCUCGAUCCGUUGUUGUCUUAUCCUUCUACGAUUUUGGGACGUGAACGAGCAAUUGUUCUUAAUCUGGAACAUAUUAAGGCUAUUAUCACUGCUGAAGAGGUGUUGCUUCGAGAUCCGUCAGAUGAUAAUGUAAUACCAGUUGUUGAGGAACUACGCAGGAGAUUGCCUGUUGUAAACGCCAAUCAUGCAGAAUUCGGUGGUCAGCAUGAUGUUGAAACUGGUGAAGAAGACGAAUCUCCAUUUGAAUUCCGAGCACUCGAGGUUUUCCUAGAGGCCAUUUGCAGCUUUCAUGCUGCUCGUACCACAGAACUGGAAACCGACGCUUAUCCAGCCUUGGAUGAGCUUACAUCUAAGAUCAGUAGCCGUAAUCUGGAUCGGGUUCGUAAACUGAAAAGUGCAAUGACAAGGCUGACUGCUCGCGUUCAAAAGGUUAGGGAUGAACUUGAACGACUUUUGGACGACGAUGAUGACAUGGCAGAUCUUUACUUAUCAAGGAAGCUAUCUUCAGCUUCACCCGUAAGCGGGUCAGGUGCAGCUAGUUGGUUUCUUGGUUCCCCCACUAUAGGCUCAAAGAUAUCUAGAGCUAGCAGGGCAAGUGUGAUGACGGUUCAUGGAGAUGAGAAUGAUGUCGAGGAGCUUGAGAUGCUUCUAGAGGCGUAUUUCAUGCAAAUUGACGGAACAUUAAACAAGUUAACGAGUUUGCGUGAGUACAUCGACGAUACCGAAGAUUACAUUAACAUCCAGCUUGACAAUCAUAGAAAUCAGCUAAUUCAGCUGGAGCUCUUUCUAAGUUCGGGAACUGUAUGCAUGUCGAUCUAUGCGUUAGUGACGGGAAUAUUUGGCAUGAAUAUACCUUAUACGUGGAAUGAUGAUCACGGCUACAUGUUUAAAUGGGUGGUGAUUCUGUCGGGUGUAUUCUCUGCUGUCAUUUUUCUUCUGAUAGUUUUCUAUGCUCGUUUUAAAGGGCUCGUUGGAUCUUGAUAAUUUUAACUCCUGCACAUGUUUUUCAGGUACACAAGUACUAAUACUGACUCUUGCUUUUUAUUUUGGUUUUCUUGAAAUAAACCUGAAGUGGAAAUUGAACAUUAUUGUAACUUGUUGAAAUAAAACAUGCUAUUGUUAUACAGAUCGGGUAUAUUUAGUGGCCAGUGGUGGUUAAGACGUUAAUGCCGUUUUGGGUGUUAUUUUUUAGUAAUAAUUAAAUUUCUUGAUUAUCUUA
Helianthus annuus (common sunflower) is the source of this 1696-nucleotide messenger RNA. Its product is annotated as magnesium transporter MRS2-I. Gene Ontology annotation, biological process: magnesium ion transport; transmembrane transport. The record is from RefSeq and is a predicted model, not a curated record. Gene Ontology annotation, cellular component: membrane. Lineage: Eukaryota; Viridiplantae; Streptophyta; Magnoliopsida; Asterales; Asteraceae. The coding region runs from base 265 to 1458 and encodes 397 amino acids. Gene Ontology annotation, molecular function: magnesium ion transmembrane transporter activity. The transcript has 11 exons.